AAAAAAAGUCUCAACCCGACGAUGGACUUGAGCGCUGGCAAGAAGGCUUUGCUGAAAGAGAAUUAAAUCCAGUCUACAGGAUCAUUCAAAAUAUACUUUAAGAGAACGAAACAUACGUAUACCGUGUACCGAAGUCGGCUGCUGACAACAGUAUUCCUAUGUUUUGAUUCCCCAAUAGUUCGUUGUAAUAAGGGCCUCGUUCAGCUCGAUCCUGGUCUUUGAUUACCAAGGAAUGAGCAGGACAAGUAUCGGCACUCUCUUUUCAUUGACCCUCCAAGGAAGACGUUUAUCCAUGGAAUCCCUUUAGUUCUCCUUCCCCAGUUAUACAGCAGGCCCUUUGCUCCUCUGGAAAGAUCUUCUUCACCACGUAUCCACUUAUCCUCCUCUCCCGGGCAGAUAACAGAUAGGACAGAACCCCUGUGACGUCCUCAUUUCCUAUCGAUUGAUCUCUAUCCUCAUUCGACCAGUUUUCCUUUACAUAUAAUCGAUCAAAAAAGUAGCACCAGGUCCCUGGGGGUGAGCGAGCGAUUUUCCACGAGGUCCCUGAAGAUGAGAUGGGGGCGUGCUAAGGUUUUUCUUGCUGAUGCUAAUCCGGCUCAGAUUCUGAUGAAAGAAUGGAUGGAUGAAGCGCACAGGGUUGCACCGGCUGUUAUUCGUGACAGCCAGGGUGCUAAGAGAGUUCAGCACGUCUCCCAGGUUCAAAAAUGUAGAGAGAGAGUGGACCGACCAACUGGUUGAAGAGGCAGAGUGAUAUAAAGAGAAUGUUGGAGCAACGGAGAGACAAUAAGGCAGCAAAGUAGAAGGCGAGAGCGAGGGAGAGUCGAGGGAGAGAAUAUCGGAGAGAAUGAGUGAGUUGUGGAGGGAGCCUUGGAGUUAGAGGCAGGAGUUUGCGCGGACAGAUCAAUACGCCAACCCCCUGCACGUGGAUCUCUCGCCCCUAGAGGUGGUCCAGAAGCGAACUGGAUGCUGAUUCCAGAAUUCAGUUGUACGCCUGCCGCCUUUCGCAUCUCUGGCACGCGAAUUCUCGGCCACGGCCACCCACGUUAUUCCGAGAUCUCCUCUCGCUUUUCUCAUCCUUGAAAAAAUACCUCCUGCUUCUACUUUGUCCAUCCGAUAGAAGCGAACAAUAUUGUUCAUCUCGAGGACGGUAUGUGCAUCGCUGAGGUUACGUGAAUUCCGGUUGUACUCAACAUCCGAGAGCAGAUUGUUACCUGGACGAUUAACUUUGAAGCGUCUAUGCAAUAUCUGUUAUCCAUAUGAAAUUCAUAGAGGGUAACGAGAAGAAUGGGGGUGUACGUGGCAGGGGUUGCCGGUGUAGUAGUCUUUUACGCCGCCGUGCUUGGUGUAGGCGUCUGGGCUGCCGCCGUCAAGAGAAGAAAGAUCAGACAGGGCCAGGAUGAUAUGCUUUUGGCGAAUCGCGGUAUUGGCCUCUUCCUCGGGGUCUUCACUCUGGUCGCUACAUGGGUCGGCGGUGCUUUUAUUAAUGGAACUGCAGAAGCAAUGUAUACCAAAGGUUUGGCUUGGUGUCAAGUCCCCAUUGGCUACAGUCUUAGUCUAUUUUUCGGGGCUAUACUUUUCGUGAAACCAAUGAGAAAAGCUGAAUACGUCACUAUGCUGGAUCCUUUUCAACAACGUUAUGGCGCUCGGGUUGGUGGUUUGCUGUUUCUACCAGCACUUUUCGGCGAUCUCUUCUGGUGCGGUGCUGUUCUCAGUGCACUGGGAAGUUCACUCUCGGUGGUGGCUGAGAUAGAUCCUCAUAUAAGUGUAUGCGUUUCGGCAUUUCUGGCGGCCAUUUAUACAAUUUUUGGUGGGCUGUACUCUGUGGCGUGUACCGAUGCCUUGCAGCUGGGAUGCAUCGCCCUAGGACUAGCAGUUGCGACACCUUUCGCAGUGCUGCACCCUGCCGUGUCCCUUGAGAACAAUAUAUCGCGGAAGGAUUGGCUUGGCGAAAUUCAAAAUGAGGAUCUUGGCGAAUGGAUUGAUGGGAUGCUUUUGUUAAUAUUUGGUGGUAUACCUUGGCAGGGAUAUUUCCAACGGAUUCUUAGCAUAAAGGGAGCUAAUAUUGCUAGGACACUUUCUAUUGUCUCUAUGUUUGGUUGCAUUGCACUAGCACUACCUUCUGCAUUGCUUGGGACUGUUGCUAAAGCUACGGAUUGGACUUUGGUUGAGGGAUACAAUCGCACUUAUCCUCCUGAAGACGGGUACAUUGUUCUACCUGCGGUACUGCGGUAUUUGACACCUCAAUGGGUAUCCUUCGUAGGUUUGGGAGCCAUUUCUGCUGCUGUUAUGUCAUCGGCAGACUCUAGUAUUUUAGCUAGCAGUUCCAUGUUCGCCAGGAAUAUUUAUAGACUGACUAUCAGACCAAAGGCAUCGGAAAGAGAACUUAAUUGGAUUUUGAAAAUUUCUGUUCUGAUUGUCUCCUUCCUCUCGGCUGCAGUCGCCCUGACUGUAAACAGUGUUUAUUGUUUAUCAUAUCUAUGCUCGGAUCUGGUCUAUGUGGUUUUAUUCCCUCAGCUGCUCUCUGUAGUUCACUGGCCAUCAUUGGUGGAUACCUAUGGAUGUCUAGCAGCAUACGUCGUUGCCAUUGCCCUACGAAUUUCCGGCGGUGAAAAGGGUCUUGGACUUCCUCCACUGAUAGAGUACCCAUUCUACGAUAUGCAUACUCAAACGCAAAAGUUUCCAUUCCGCACGGUGGCAAUGCUGACUGGUCUAGUAGUUCAACUCGUGGUUAGUUUUUUCACAAGAAAUCUUCUCGGCAAAGGAUAUUUCCCAAGAUGUUGCGAUAUCCUUGGCGUUUACUCGCCCAGAAAGUCAAAGGACCCAGCAGGAGUGGUCCAAAGUAGUUCAGGAGCAGCCCUGAUAGAUUCAGUCGGCAACGGACCAACCAGCGGUGGAACGUCAGCUACCACUCCUGAAGAUAACCGACCUGAUUAUAACGAUGUGGUCGAGGAAAUCGAGCAUUACGAGACAGUGAGUGAACUUUAUGAAACGACCAAGGCAAACAAUACUGAAAUGGUAGUUCAAACAGCAAACCAGAGUCUAAUGAAUUUGCAAAAUUUACAAAGUAUCGUACAAUCGUCUGGUACAUGUCGACCAACAGUGCCACAUCCACCUAAUAAUAUAGGAGCUCAAAUUCUGGGCGUGAAAAAUUUAACAGCAUCCUUGGGACCAUCCGUACUACCGAAUAGUCAUGGGAAUCCUGUCGGUACUGGUACCCUUAAAUUCAAAAAUUCGUCCUGCACGACAAACGGCGUCUCGUAUUCGAAAUUAUCGAAUAUCGAAAAAGCGCGUGAGAACGAGAAAGUCAUCGACAAGAGUAUGAUGGAAUUGAACUUGAAUUCUCAGGAACCGAGUAUCAUGAAAAAAAAUAUCAAGGGUGUCAAGUUAGUUGGAAUGGAAGGUGGAACCUUGCGAAGACCUUCUCUACAGGGCACUUUCUCACCUACGCCGUCGGUUGAAUUGGUAAACAUUUUGGACAGAAGACAAAGUAGUAGCUCGUAUGGGCCUAGUUCAUUAUCCCCUGUACCAGGAGUCGAAGCAUGUAAAACUCAUGGAACCGCUAUUGGAGGUCAGGGUGGUAACGAGCAUUGCAGGAUUAAAAGAGGAAUUGUCAGGCAUCAUAGCUUCAAUGAUACUGGUGAUCGGGCUCUAACUACCCUUGCUAGGCAACCAACUUAUCCGUCAAUGCCACUACGCUCAGAAGACUGUCGCUUGACUCUGGUGAAAAGAGAAAAGAAACCAUCUGGUAUCGUACGCCAUUCUUCAGUUGCAGACGAAAAGGGACUUGGUGGCUGUGGGAUUGUAAUCAGUCCUACUUACAGUAUGUACGGUUCGACAAUUAAGAAUUGCAAUUAUUUUGUAGCAGACGACGAAGCAGUGAGCAGAUUUUAAGCAAAAGCAUCGACGCACGUCCUGUAGGGACUAUAGCCACUGGCUGAGUUUAACUUGUAAUAUCUUUUUACUUGUUCUAAACAAUUACUUUUCACGCGGCAAUUUAUACUUAAGAAAUUUAUUCGAUGUAUAUAACUGAUCUUAGGUAGGAAGUGUAUGGUAAGUCAAGUAUGAAUAGCGCCAGGCCCGAUUGCUGUCAAAACAAUGGAAGAAAAGAUUAAUAAAAGGAGAGAGUUUUGCUAAAAAGUAAAAAAAAAAAGAAAGAAAAACAUGAAACGCGCUAUCGAGCUUCCUCGAAGCAGACUGUACGGGUAGCUCGAUGAGAAUAUCCACUGUAAAACGUACGGCGCUUAGAACGAUAGAGGAAUUAUGUCCAAAUAUGUACGUGCAAAUUUAUGAUAAUCUAACAAAUACGAUAUUUUUGCACCGAUAGCCCGUUAGCGAUAAGAUUAUAGCUUACCGUCGGAUAAUAAAAAUAAUGGGGAAAAAAGGAUCUCUCAAAAUAGCAACAACCGUAAUACUCAUAAUACUUUGUAGACACAUAGUUCGCGUCUCCGUGCUCAAAUUUAAUAAGAAGUAGAACAGUCAAAUAUACAUUAAUAAAUAUAACGUGAGAUAAUAGUUAGGGGAUAAGAAACGAAAGUAAAGAUAAAGAAAUACAUAGUUUCCAUACUUGCCACUCUUCUACAAAGAGACUGAAAAUUAAAUCUGUAUCGUACCAUGAUAAGCAUUAAAAUGUCGUUCCUAAAUUCUUUUUUACCGUCAUCUAGUAUUUAGUCCAAUUCCAAAUGGAAUGUACCUAUACCUAUCUAUUGUAUUAUAAAGAGGAAAGGGCCUAUAGAUUCAUUUUUCAUUUCCAAAAGUCAAGUCGAACCAGAAUUAAAAGAGGAGUACCUAUUCCGUAAAGUCCAUUGAAAAGACCUAUAAUGAAUUUUUCUAAGGAGAUUAUUUCCUUGACGUCCACGUCUCUCUACCUCCUUCGUACAUUGUCCAGCUCAAUUAUUAGGCAGCAACGUUCUAUACUUUUGUGAAAACACUGUAUGUACGUACAUCUAUGACCUGUGUCAGUAUUAUUAAACUUAAGUCUAGUCAUAGAAACAUAAGGAUAGAAAGAAUCUAUAAAAGAUUUUGCAUGAGAGUAACGAGCGGUCCAAUCAGGACAGGAUAAAAUGUCGCUCCUUUUUAUUUAGAUUGAAAUGUACAGUGCAGUCGUAUAUAGAUUAUAUAAAAGUACACGGCUAUCUUAUCGGCGGUAAUUGUAUCAUUUAGAUAGAUUCUACAUACAUCUAUUAGGUUGUAAUCGUCAAAGAUUACUCUUAAGUUUCAAUUCAGACACAAUCGUGAUUGUGUAUUGUGAAUUAUGUGCCAAAAUGUAGGAUUAACAUAUAUAUAUAUAUAUAUAUACACACGAACAUAACUAUAACGUAUACAUAUAGAUAUUUACAAUAAGAUAGGAUUAACGUAACUUGUAUUUAUCAAUGUUCUGGAAAUAUUUUAAAAUUUAAUCAUGUCACAAGUUUUCGAUUCGUUUUUGCUUAUCGUUUUGAAUCUUAUACUAAUUGAUUAAGCUUAUUUAUUAGCCAUUAAUAAGAAUCGUUAAAUAAACGUUUUCAUUUUUAAAUAAACACUAGUAUUAUAACCUUAGGACAUUCUAGAAAUAUUGUUGACCCUAGGUCAGGGCCAUCGCGUCAAUUUGUUCGAAUAGAAUAAUUCGGAUUUAUCCAUAAAUCAUGAGAAUUCAUACUCAUUACCACUGUCAUACACAUUCUAUAAUAGCUUGGACGAUCAAUGGUAACAAUGCAAAUUAUUAUCUAGGUAAGAAGCUCAUUGUAACUAUGAGAUAUCAGCAAUGAUUUUAAAUCGCUGACAGACUCUAGGGUCUGCAGGAAAUGAUUGUAUCGAUACUUUGUAAUAAUAAACUUUGACUUGACCGUAA
Messenger RNA from Cephus cinctus (wheat stem sawfly), 5827 nucleotides. RefSeq names its product high-affinity choline transporter 1. The transcript has 14 exons. Gene Ontology annotation, molecular function: choline:sodium symporter activity. The record is from RefSeq and is a predicted model, not a curated record. Lineage: Eukaryota; Metazoa; Arthropoda; Insecta; Hymenoptera; Cephidae. Gene Ontology annotation, biological process: acetylcholine biosynthetic process; choline transport; transmembrane transport. Gene Ontology annotation, cellular component: plasma membrane. The coding region runs from base 1285 to 3891 and encodes 868 amino acids.